Messenger RNA from Didymodactylos carnosus, 219 nucleotides. The record is from the annotation of a GenBank genome assembly. NCBI's taxonomy places the organism in Eukaryota, Metazoa, Rotifera, Eurotatoria, Philodinida, Philodinidae.
AUGCAAACUUUAGAUUCAGAAACUUUUCUACCUCAAACAUACAAAAUAAAAUUAAAAGAAGAAUCUGUUGUUGAAAGUUUAUGUGAAGAUCCUAAACUUCAAAUUAUACAACCAUUCACAGCUGCCUAUGACUUGCUACCAAAAUUUGAAUAUUUAGUCAAAACUCAUCAUUCAAGAAAACGUCUUCAAAAAUUUGAGCAUCAAUUAGCUGGUAUUUAU